UCCAUGUGGUUCGAGCAGUGUUGAUCCCAGCGACUUAUGUUUAGGUGUUUUGUAGUGAAAACUGGUGUCAAGUUUGUAACGUGUACAGAGUCCCGAACUCUGUAGUGUUCUUAGCCCUUAUGAGCAAGGCCCGCAAUGGCUAGCAAUAACGGAAAGAGCCCUUCUACGAGCAAUGAAACCAUCUUCGUGUGUUGCUUCGAUGGCUGUUCUGCAAGUUUUCCGAACGGGAAGAAACUCAAAUGGCACAUGCGUGUACACGACGGUGAACGGCCCUUCGAGUGCACAUACACAGGCUGCAACAAGAAGUACACGAGGCAGUUUCACCUGACGCGACACAUCAAGAAAUCGCAUGAAAGCAACAAGGACCAAGUAAAAUCUUUCAAAUGUGUACGUGACAACUGCGUCAAGUCGUUCUCUUGUGAAAACGCAUUGUACAAGCACAUGAAGUAUUCUCACGAGAAGCGCAAGUUCCAGUGUGAACACUGUCCAAAGGCAUUCAUAAAACAUCAGCACCUCAAAGUGCACAGCUUUGAACACACCAAGGUGUUGCCCUAUCCAUGCCCAGAACCAGGAUGUGACAAGGCUUUCUUGCUGCCAAGCAAGCUCAGAGCACACCAAAAUACACAUAAAGGUUACCCAUGUGACUUGGAAGGCUGUGAAGCUGUGUUCACCAAGUGGACUCUUCUCCAGAAACACAGAAAAACUGAUCACCAGAAGCAGUUUCCGUGUCCUUCAUGCGACCGGGUGUUUUUCACCAAGUGGAACCUGGUCACUCACAUGGAGACACACAGCACCGACCGCGAGAGCUUCUGCUGCCCUCACGAGGGCUGCAGCCGUUUUUACUUCCAGGAGAAGAACCUCCGGCAACACAUUUCGAGUGCCCAUGAAAACAAGCGGUUCUCUUGCGAUGCUCCAGGGUGUACACGAACCUUUUUCACCAAGCAAUCAUUGAAGAAGCAUGAAGCAACUCAUGACCCAAAUAAACCUCUACCUCAAAAGAAGCCCAAAAAAGCCACAACGAAGUGCCGCCGAAAAAAUGUUUUCACCAAGAGUGCAGCAGCCAUCUUGUCAGGGCAUACACCACCACCUGAAUGUGAGAAGAGACUUCUGUCACUGUGCAUCGGAUCAGCUGACGAAACGGAGUUAAGGCAAGAGCAAAAAGACGGGGAGUGCACUUCGCAGUCUGAAAAUCCCGUAACCAGCCUCUUAAGGACGUGCCGAGAGCCGUCAUUCAGCACGGACAAAGACUCCGACGAUGCAGUGUCACUUCCAGAGGAUUUCACUCGGCACGCCUGCGUGCCUCUUGCCGACAGCCUGGCCGGUGGCGUAGAGCAGCCAUCUGCGCAGAACGAAUCAUUGGAGCUGCUGCAUGCAGUGCCAGAAGAUCUUGCACAAUGUAGGUCGCAACCGUCCAGCCAAGAAUUGUGCAAGAACAUCGAAGUAAUGCCGCCGGCAACAGAGACAUGCGUUUCUUUGACGGACACAGCUCACGGAAGCCUUGUCGAUUGUGGACCGAGUUCUGCGUUCAGUGAAAUUGCAAGUGAAUUUGAACAUGGGCAUGAGGACAAUUUUUCAAUGCCUUCAGUAAAGGUGCAGCGGGUAAGUGUAUGAGCAGGUGAAAGAUGCUUGGAACCGAUGCGCUGUGUGAGCAACUGCUGCAGAUUUGUACGUCUUAUUCUGUUUUUUAUGUGACAAAGUAUACAUCCCUGUUUAUAUAAGAGGGCAAAAACAUUUGUACAAAUUCCCUUUGCUAUGGUGCAAUAACUUUCUUUUACUAACGUGCAUUUCACUAUGUACUGCUCUGCGUCGACUUUGUGUCUUUUACUCAGAAUUAUAUUCUGUGUCUGUGCCAUAUUUCACAUCAUCAUCACCCCUUGACCGGGCAGAUGGAUGUUUGGAAUUGUGCUGUGCUAAGUAUGUUAUGGUGCACAGAGGGAGUACAUACCCAGUGUGCUAGGCCCUGCCUUUUAAGAAAACAGCCAACAUUGAACACAGUUUUCUGUUUUUCGUGAUGUUACUAUGAAAUGCAUGUCUUAAUGUUGACAUUGUAGCCUCAUAGUAUAAUUGUUACGAUUGAUAGAGAAGAAGAAAUUGUGAAACAUAAUAAAAUACUACAAAGUUACCGCUUUAUAAUGCUUUCCUC
Molecule: messenger RNA, 2143 nt
Organism: Rhipicephalus sanguineus (brown dog tick)
Lineage: Eukaryota; Metazoa; Arthropoda; Arachnida; Ixodida; Ixodidae
Product: transcription factor IIIA
Exons: 9
Coding region: 136-1611 (491 amino acids)
Biological process (GO): regulation of transcription by RNA polymerase II
Cellular component (GO): nucleus
Molecular function (GO): RNA polymerase II transcription regulatory region sequence-specific DNA binding; DNA-binding transcription factor activity, RNA polymerase II-specific
Source: RefSeq, a predicted model, not a curated record